AUGACGUCAGGGAAGCCGCUGCUACGGCUGAAUCCAGUGCUCGACAAGGACUACCCAUGUGUGCUACGCGCUGGAGGUCGUCUGAAGACUGCCAGCCACUUGCCUGAGCAUACCCGGCAUCCGAUAAUCCUGCCCCAGCACCAUCGGGUUACUCAGUUGAUAGUCGACACCGAAGAUCGCAAGUGUGAUCACAGUGUGGGCCCAAACCAACUCUUGGCAAACCUGAUCCUGCGGUUUUGGAUCAUCCGUGGCAAGGUUGUCGCACGAUCUCACCGUGCACACUGCGAGCUCUGCAAGAAGAAGUGGGCCACUGUGGCUUUGCAGCAGAUAGCACCGCUCCCGCUAUUCCGAACAGCUCCACCGUACCGGGCAUUUUCAAGAGUGGGAGUUGACUAUGCCGGUCCGUUCCGGACAAAACAAGGACGUGGCAAGACUCAGCUCAAAAGGUACCUCUGUGUCUUCUCUUGUUUGCAAUCCUGA
Molecule: messenger RNA, 480 nt
Organism: Sycon ciliatum
Lineage: Eukaryota; Metazoa; Porifera; Calcarea; Leucosolenida; Sycettidae
Exons: 1
Coding region: 1-480 (159 amino acids)
Source: RefSeq, a predicted model, not a curated record